Molecule: messenger RNA, 507 nt
Organism: Strongylus vulgaris
Lineage: Eukaryota; Metazoa; Nematoda; Chromadorea; Rhabditida; Strongylidae
Source: the annotation of a GenBank genome assembly
AUGGGCAUCAACACAGCGAAAUACUCUUUAAGCAAGCGAUUCCAGAUACACGAAACGUACCGCACAACACAAAUGCUACUUCCUUGUGCUGUGCUUCACGCACUGUUAUAUCUCUCGUACCUUUGUCUACUAAUACCAGUCAGAGACAUAAGGGCUGAGGAGACUUUGACUGUGGGACAAUUCAACCUCUCUACUAUCAUAUUCGCUUUUCCAUCAAUGUAUGGCUUGGCGUAUCCCUUGAUUUGUCUCACGCGACACUUCUACCUGCGUCAACGUGUGGAUGACCUUCUUAGUGCAGUUCUCCAAAGAAAUCCACCAAUAACUCUCGAUCCAGCGCCAGACGAUGGACAGACUAUGCACGUGACGCCUGAACUCAGUAGCUCUCACAGUAUUCGAUCAGAACGUGAUCAACGAGUAGACUUUCAUGUAGCACCUGAACGUCACGUCGAGAUCUUAGCGACGUUUUGGGAUAGAGAGGACAUCGGACAACAACGUGCCAUGUUAUAA